Molecule: messenger RNA, 7585 nt
Organism: Trichoderma atroviride IMI 206040
Lineage: Eukaryota; Fungi; Ascomycota; Sordariomycetes; Hypocreales; Hypocreaceae
Biological process (GO): mitotic actomyosin contractile ring contraction
Cellular component (GO): cytoplasm; mitotic actomyosin contractile ring; myosin II complex
Molecular function (GO): ATP binding; actin filament binding; microfilament motor activity
Source: RefSeq, a predicted model, not a curated record
GCCUUGAAAUCAACAAUGGCAUUCAACCCCAACGGUUCGGCGCCGCGACGGAGCAAUCCGUUUGCGAGGAACGCCUCUCCAUCCCAAGCAAUGCCCUCCUCUGGAAGGCCGAAAUCAGUUCUCUUCGCCUCACCGACGAUCUCGCCAAGCGUGUCGACACCGCCCUCGACAGCCUCCACGGCAUCGACAGCCUCUACCGCCUCGACAACCCGGCCUCGAUCCAGCAGCUCUUUUGGAACCGCGAUUGCUCCGGCCGGCAUUGUAUCGAGACACCAUCGAGCCGACUCGCGUGCAGGGAUGAGCUCGAAUACAAGUACCUUUGCUCCCUCUUUCAUCAAGGAGGAGGAAGAUUUAAGACAGAAUCAUGAUGCUGUCAAAAGCAUUGAAGGCGAGAAUGACUUUUCGGGAAAGCGAUAUGUGUGGCUUAAGGACCCAGAGGAAGCUUUCGUGAAAGGCUGGGUGAUUGAGGAACUGGAGGAUAAUAAGAUCUUGGUGCAGACCGAUAAUGGAACUCAACGGGAAGUUGAUGCUGAGAGCGUUGAUAAAGUGAACCCCGCCAAAUUCGACAAGGCAAACGAUAUGGCCGAGUUGACCCAUCUGAAUGAGGCGUCGGUCGUUCACAACCUACAUACAAGAUACCAAUCGGAUCUGAUCUACACUUAUUCAGGCUUGUUUCUGGUUACCGUCAAUCCUUACUGCCCCUUGCCGAUCUACUCGAACGAUUAUAUCAACAUGUACAAAGGUCGGAGUCGCGAUGAUACAAAGCCUCACGUCUUCGCCAUGGCUGAUGAAGCGUUUCGCAACCUUGUUGGAGAAGGCCACAACCAAAGUAUUCUAGUCACUGGUGAAUCUGGUGCUGGAAAAACGGAGAAUACAAAGAAAGUUAUUCAAUAUCUGGCUGCUGUUGCUCAGUCAGAGUCUCCAAUAAGGAGCCAAGCCCGACACACGAACCUCUCUGAGCAAAUUCUCCGCGCCAACCCUAUUUUAGAAGCGUUUGGAAAUGCUCAGACCGUGAGAAAUAACAAUUCUUCGCGUUUCGGCAAGUUUAUCCGAAUUGAAUUCAGUCGAGAGGGUGCUAUUACUGGAGCGUUUAUCGAUUGGUAUCUACUAGAGAAGUCUAGAGUGGUUAGGGUCAACCCGCAAGAGCGAAACUACCAUAUAUUCUACCAACUGUUGAAAGGAGCAGAUUCAAAAUUGAGAAAAGAUCUUCUUCUGGACGGCCUAGACAUUGGAGAUUUUGCAUAUACGCGCAAUGGCCAUGACAGCGUGGCUGGAGUAUCUGACCAAGAAGAAUGGGGAGCAUUGCUAGAGGCUUUUGACAUCAUGGGAUUCUCUGAUGAGGAUCAAAUAUCUGUUCUUCGAACCAUUGCCGCGGUAUUGCACCUGGGAAACAUUGACGUCGUGAAGGAAAGUCGGAGCGCAGAUCAAGCUAGGCUGGCUUCAGAUGCCAAAUUGCAGGCUGCAAAAGUUUGCAGCCUCCUUGGCGUGCCUCUUGAGCCAUUUCUUAAAGGUCUAUUGCAUCCCAAAGUGAAAGCCGGACGUGAGUGGGUUGAAAAAGUUCAAACCCCUGAGCAGGUUCGCCUCGGCCUCGAUGCUCUUGCAAAGGGUAUAUACGAGCGAGGUUUUAGUGACCUUGUCACUCGGAUCAAUCAACAGCUUGAUCGGACUGGCAUGGGCUUAGAAGACUCUCGAUUCAUUGGUGUUCUCGACAUUGCUGGGUUCGAAAUUUUUGAAAAGAACAGCUUCGAGCAACUGCUUAUCAAUUACUCAAACGAAAAGCUUCAGCAAUUUUUCAACCAUCACAUGUUUGUUCUUGAGCAAGAAGAGUAUGCUCGCGAGCAAAUUGAGUGGCAGUUCAUUGACUUUGGCCGCGAUCUGCAGCCGACUAUUGAUCUCAUUGAAUUGCCAAAUCCAAUUGGUAUCUUCUCAUGCCUGGACGAAGACUGUGUUAUGCCCAAAGCCACUGAUAAAUCUUUUACGGAGAAGUUGAAUACUUUAUGGAACAAGAAGUCUACGAAAUAUCGCCCCUCUCGACUGGGCCAAGGCUUUAUCCUUACACACUACGCUGCUGAAGUUGAAUACUCCACCGAAGACUGGCUCGAAAAGAACAAAGACCCCUUGAACAAUAACAUCACGCAAUUGCUAGCAGCUUCAACGGAUAAGCACAUUGCAAAUCUGUUUGUAGACUGUGCUGAUUCGGAUGAUCACGGUGGGCGAAGGAGUCGUGUGAAGAAGGGCUUAUUCAGAACUGUGGCCCAGAGACACAAAGAACAGCUCCACAACUUGAUGUCUCAGCUUCAAUCUACGCACCCUCACUUUGUUCGCUGUAUACUGCCCAACUACAAGAAGCGGCCAAAGCUGUUUGACAAGCUGCUUGUCUUGGAUCAGCUCCGAUGUAACGGUGUGCUAGAAGGUAUUCGGAUAGCAAGAACUGGCUUCCCUAAUCGAUUACCUUUUACCGAAUUCAGACAGCGAUACGAAGUUUUGUGCCCGGACAUUCCCAAGGGCCAUUCAGACGGUCAAGUCGUGGCUUCUUUAAUGCUCGAGAGGCUUAAUCUCGACAAGACCAUGUAUCGCGUCGGUCUCACAAAAGUUUUCUUCCGAGCUGGUCUUCUAGCUGAGCUGGAAGAGCAGCGAGAUGCUCUAAUUACACAGAUUAUGGCACGGUUUCAAUCUGUUGCCCGUGGAUACGUUUGUCGACGAGCAGCACACAAGAGACUUUUCCGCACCGAGGCCACCAGAAUCAUCCAAAGGAACUUUCACGUAUACCUCGACCUUGUAGGGAACCCAUGGUGGCAGCUCAUUGUAAAGAUGAGGCCUCUCCUCGGCGCCACUAGAACUGCUGCGGAGGUGAAGAAGCGGGAUGCCAUGAUUAAAGACCUGAGCGAAAAGAUGCGACUGGAGCUGGAAAGUCGGCAGAAGCUAGAAGAUGAAAGAAGAAAUUGCCAAGCUGAGAUUACUCGCAUCCAAAAAACCCUGGAGAGUGAGCGAGCUCUUGCUUUGGACAAGGAAGAGAUCUUUAUGCGUCUCCAGGACCGCGAGGAUGAAUUGGAGGAAAAGUUAGCAGGCGCACUAGAAGACCAAGAGAGACUGGAAGACCAGCUGGACAGCCUUAUGGAAGCAAAGAACAAAGCUGAGCAAGAUGUCGAAAAAUACCGUGCACAGCUGGAACAGGCUGCUUCUCUCAUCUCUAGGCUGGAAGAGGAAAAGACACGCUUGUCGGCUAGAGCAGCGGAGCUGGAGACUGCUAUCAACGAUCUCACUCAAAAGCAAUCCGAGCAUAGUGACAAGGAAGCUGCCAUGGAAGGCGAAAUCAAGAUGCUCCAAAGUCAAUUAGCGCUAAAAGAUCGAAAAACCAAGGAUCUGGAAGACAAGUUGCUCAAGAUCGACCAGGAUCUUGAGGUCAAGUUAUUCACAGCGCAGAAAGAUCUCGAUGCAGCCAAAGUGCGAGAGACUCGACUGGCUCGAGAGAAUCAAGAAGUACAUGAACAGCUUGCCGAGCUCUCCAAGACUUCAACAGAUUACGAAGAUCUUGUCCGGUCGAAGGAGAGCGAACUGGCAUUGCUGCGUGAUGACAAAAGGCAGUCAGAGGCUGAACGUCGAAGCCUCGAGGAACAGAAAAGAGCUCUUACAGAGGAUAUGGAGAAAAAUGCUGCAAAGUUCCGUGAUGUUCAAGCAGAACUUGUGGCAUUGAAAUCCAAGCAGAUGCAGUUAGAACGCGAGGCCCAAGAUGCCAAGGUUUUACUCGAAACUAGGCUGUCUGAAGACGCACAAGCUGAGAAGAACCGAAAAGUCCUCGAGUCUCAAAUCAAGGAUGUUCAGGAUGAGCUCUAUCAGACGAAGAUGGAAUUGAGCAGAGAGCGACAAUCCCGAGAUGACGUACUGCUGCUUGGAGAGCACAAGUACCAAGCGCUCAAAGAUGAGUUUGAUCGCCUGAAUGACGCAAAGAUUAUCAUUGAAAAAGAGAUGUAUGUUCAGCAAGAUACUUUGAGGCGGACUGUAGAAGCCCGGGCUGCAAUUGAGAAAGAGCGUGACGACGCUAGGGAUGAGAUCCGAAAACUUCGCAUGGCAAAAUCGGAGGCCGAAGAGGCUCGCUUGCAAGCUGAAAUGGCCGGCGAGCGCCAAGCUUCAAAAGCUGCGAGAGAGAGAGAAAGUAGCCUCCGCAAAGACCUUGAAGCUGCUCAAGAACGCUUGCGCUGGUUUGAGGAGGAAUGCAACAAGCUGAACCGCCAAGUCGAAGAUCUAAACAAGCUGAUUCUUACAUCUGGAGAAUUUGGAUUGAAAAAUGACCAAGCCAAGGAGAGAAUGGAGCGGGAGCUCAAUACAAUAAGGAGCCGGCUGGCGGCAUCUGAAAACGACAACAAAACAUUACUCAAUAAGUUGCAACAGAAGGGUCUUGAAAUUGCCAGAUCCAGCUCUCGCGCAACAGAAGCAAGUCGAAGCCAGCUCAUAUCUCUCCGAGGCGAGAAAGCCAAGCUAGAAGAUCACAACACAAAGCUCAACAAGCAGCUAGGCGAUGCCCAGCUUAACAUUGCAACUUUGGAGAAGAAGCUGGAGAAACUUCAUCUCAACCUGGAAGAUUUAAACCACGAGGUUGCCAGAGAGGCGAAGGCUAGUAGGACGGCAGAGAAGGCCUCUUCUAACUUUUCCGUUCAACUGGCGGAAGCCAAUCGAACAAUUGAAUCCGAGAAACAGCUCCGGAAUCAAACACAGUCGACGGUCCGCACGUUGCAGUCAUCAAUAGACUCACGGGACAAAGAGCUGGAAGAUAUGAGAGCUCAGAUGCUCAAGGCACUCAAAAUGGUUGACCCCGAGGUUCAAAUGCCGCAGACAAAUUCCAACAGCGAGAAAGCUAUGCUCAAAAACUUUGAUCUUGUUCGCAUGGUUGAGGAGCUACAGCAGAAAUUGCGAGUUCAAACUGUGGCCAGGACCAAUGCGGAAAGCCAGUUGACCGAGAUGAGGGCUUUAAGAAACGAGAGUCCCACUCGUCCGGGGCUUGGUGAAAUCCAUCCAAACGAAGCCCCCUUUCAAGACUCCAAUGGCCUGAAGAAGACAACCAAAGCAGGCCUGCAUCCUAGCUUGAAUGGAUUGGCUAGCGCUCGACGCUUCCAAGACCCCAACUCUCAGGACUCAUCACGCUCUGAAAGAUCUUUUGGCGCUUCCGAUAUCAGAAAUGGGUUUGAACUCAAGGCCGAAAUCGAAAACCUCCAAAGUCAGCUGCAGCUAGCCCAAGUGCGGAAUCGACAGCUUCAGAGCCAACUGGAUCGGAAUUCAUCAUCUGAUGACGCAUAUGAAGAUGAGGCUUCAAUAUUGCGUGUGCAGAAGCUUGAAAAGGCCAACAAUCGUUUGCAUGAUAUGUUGGAUGAUUCGGUUGCAAAGGUGGCAGCAUUGGAGAAGAGUAUGCAAGCUGGGGAGCUUUCUUUGCGGGACAUCCAGACGCGAUCUCAUGAGGAGCUGCUGGAUAUCUUUAACAGCCAAGAAGAAGCGCGCAGGUCCCUUUUACAUAGCCACAAAGAUGCCCUCGCAGAAUUAACUGAAGUGAAGGUCCAUUUCGACAAGAUGCGUCACGAGCGGGCGAACCUGGAAGUUGAGCUCCGCGAUUCAAAGUCUGACCUUCAGGAGAUGACUGCUGCACGCGAGCAGGAAGCACAAAGCCGAAGCCAGCUAUUACAGGAAUUCACCGACCUCCAAAUCCGACUUGAUGCGGAGACAUCUAGGCUCGCUGACGUCUCUUCAAGCUUGGAAAUGUACAGAGGCCGAGCCGACGAAUAUUUCAGCAAGCUUGAGCAGGCAGAGAUUGCUGUUCUGAAAGCAACUAGAGCAGAACAGUUUGCCAAAUCACAAGCCAAAGAGGCGGAAGACACAUACGCCGAGGUCAUGUCUGAGAGGCAAAGGAUGGAUGCACUGGUUGAAGACCUGCAGGGCCAGAACCAUCGUCUUGAAGGAAGGGUAGAGGACCUGUCGACUGACCUUGACGCCGCCACGCAAGCUAGGAGGCGUCUUCAGCAUGAGUUGGAAGACUAUCGCAACCAAAGGGCCAUGGAGAUUGAAGAUAAAGAAUCCAGCAUGGAGCAAACGCGCAAGAAGUAUCAGACCGAGUUUGCCACGCUUGCCAAAGAGCUUGACCUCGCUCGAGAAGAGAAGCUGUUCAAGCAGGCAGAGAUUACAAGGCUUCGGGACGAACUCGAUGAGCUACGGUCCAAGUGGGAUGAUGAGGUGCUGAACAGCUCCACUUGGUCAAAAGAAAAGGCGCGAUUGGAAUCCACGUUGGUUGAUGUUGCAUCAUCUCGUGAUGAGGCCGUCGGCGCUCAUAACGAGGCACAGAGCAAGAUUGUUUCCCUCUUAUCACAGGUGCGGACUCUACGGUCAAGUGUGGACGAGAUCACUACCGAGCGCGAUCUUCUCAUUCGGGAGAAGAAGGGCGUUGAGGCCCGCCUCGAAGAAGCCAAGGCAGGCUUUGACGAGCUGGUCAAGGGCGGAAGCCCAUCGCUUCGCGAUGCAGCAGGCAUGGACAAGGAAAUUCUCAAUCUCAAGUCUAGCCUUGCCCGGCAAGAGGAUAUUGCUCUCGCCGCAGUGGAGAAGAUGCGACGUGCUGAGGCACUAGUCACCGAGGUCCAGAAAGACAUUGCGGGCGAGCGUGAAAUCAGUGCGACUUUGCAGAAACAAAAGACUACGCUGGAGAAGAAUCUGAGCGAGGCACAGCUCAGGCUUGUAGACCUGGAGACCAAGGGCUACUCAAGCGGCAGCCAGGACAUCAAAUUUUUGCACAAACGCAUCCAAGAGCUUGAAUCACAGCUGGAUAGCCACGAGGAGGAAAAGAACAAGUCCCAGCGUUCUGUUCGAAAUGUGGACCGUACUGUGAAAGACCUGCAGACGCAAGUCGAACGUAAAGACAAGCAAAACAUGCAGCUCUCUGACGACGUGAACCGCAUGCGCGACAGAGUCGACAAGCUUCUCAAGACAAUUGAUGAGCUGCAGGCGUCAGAAUCCACAAACCAGCUCUCGGCACGACGCGCUGAGCGCGAACUGCGCGAAGAGAAGGAGAAGUGCCACCGCCUAGAGCGAGAGCUGGAGGGGUGGAAAGGCCUCCGAACAGAAAAGGGCGGAGUGGGAAGCGUUCGUGGCAGAGGCGUUACAUGGAGAGUGGGGAACGAAGGAGAAGACUCAACGCUGAUUGACGUUCCUCAAAGAAACAGCAGCCUGAACAGAGCUCCUAGUAUGACCAAAGGCUUCUUAUAGGGCGACUUGAGUGUGAAUAACGUCUGAGGGGGGUGUAUGAAGGAGAAGCGAAAUUAUGGAUGAACAAUGGCGUUUUUGUGAUAGGUUUGUGGUACAGCCUUUGUGUAAUUGGGUAUCAGCAUAAGAGGGAGGACAGGCAGUGUUUAUGACCAGCUGCUAAUUCUGUAUCAUAUUGGAUGCUAUCGUUCACGGCUAGGGGAUGGUUAUGUUACAGUAUAUAAUUGGUACGAUAUUAGUUAAUGAGAGACGAGGAGAGGUAACAGCAGGACUGUGAUUGGUUUUACAAUUAGUACGUAUAGUGCGUAUAGUAUAAUAUAGUGUGUGAAUGGGUGUCGCUCGUUACAAA